GUGGCAGUCUUAGUCUUGUUUGGGGCUCUGACCGUUGCAGACGGUGUCCUGAGAGCACAGUGCCGGCCUAAGUAUGGUGCAAGUGAGAGUGAACGAGGGUCUGCUGGAGGGAGAGCGAGUGGACAACCAUUACGGAGGCUCCUUCUAUAGCUUCAAGGGAAUACCGUACGCGGAGCCACCAGUCGGGGAUCUGCGGUUCAAGGCACCGAAACCUCCAAAGGCUUGGGGCGGAGUUCGUUCUGCUAAGGAAUUUGGCCCGAAAUGCUACCAAAAUGACCUUUUCAUGAACACUGGAAUAGUUGGUGAAGAAGAUUGUUUGUACCUAAACGUGUACACACCUGAGAUCAAACCUGACAAGGCUUUACCAGUAAUGUUCUGGAUACAUGGAGGAGGCUUCUUCUGUGGUAGUGGUAACGAUGACCUUUAUGGUCCAGAGUUCCUUAUCAGGCACGGUGUCAUCCUUGUCACCAUCAACUACAGAGUAGAUGUGCUCGGUUUUCUUUGUUUGGACACAGAGGAUAUUCCUGGCAACGCAGGCAUGAAAGAUCAGGUACAAGCUCUUAGAUGGGUGAACAAAAAUAUUGCUAGCUUCGGUGGUGACCCCAACAACAUAACCAUAUUUGGCGAAAGUGCCGGUGGAGGCAGCGUCAGUUACCAUUUAAUAUCUCCGAUGUCUAAAGGUUUGUUUAAAAGGGCCAUUGCUCAGAGUGGGGCGUCUACUUCGCCCUGGGCCCAAGCUGUUGAGCCUCGCGAAAGAGCUUUAGCAUUGGCUAGAAGCCUUGGAUUUUAUUCUGAGGACGAUAAAGAAUUGUAUGAAUUUUUCAAAAAUCAACCAAAGGAGUCAAUAGUGUGUAUUCCUGUAGCACCAACAUUCUCCGAAGCCUUCAGAGGUGGGUUAGAAAUCAACUUUACUGUUGUAAAUGAAAAGAAAUUUGGAGAUAACGAGAGAUUCUUUUACGGAGACAUGCUUGAUGCAGUGUCAAACGGUGUUCACGAAGGAGUAGAAAUCAUGACGGGGACUACUACAGAGGAAGGUCUCAUUAUUUUCGGAGACCUAGAGGUUACUAAAAAGUUAUUAGAAUCAGCAAGAGCAUUCCCAGAAUCCUUCAUUAGUAAACAACUGGCAUUCACCGUCCCAUUGAAUCAGCAGCUAAAGAUGGGAAGGGAAUUCAGAAAGUUUUAUUUCAAAGACCAGGUCAAUAUCCCAAAUGAUUGGGAUAAAUGGAUGAAUUUCGUUUCAAUGCAGAUGUUCGGAUACCCAACAAUGCAGUGGGUGAGACAUUGUGCUAAAGCGAAGAAACACAAGCUGUAUGUGUAUAAGUUUUCUUGUAAGUCUAAGAGAAAUAUGAUAGCUGUUUUGAGAGGACUCACUGAGAUGCUUGGAGACAGACAAGUUACGUCUCAUGCUGAUGAUAUAGCCUAUCUUUUUAACCCUAAACUGAUGAAAUUAAAAGUGGACACUGCUUCCGAGGAGUUCAAGCUGAUAGAAAGAGUGGCAACGCUUUGGACCAAUUUUGCUAAAUACGGAAACCCAACGCCUGACGAUUCUCUGGGAGUUAAGUGGGCACCGUACACCCUGGAAAAACAAGAAUAUCUGGACAUUGGAAACGAGCUAAAAGCGGGCACCGCGCCUGAUGCUGAAGAAACACAAUUCUGGGAUAAAUUGUAUGAAAAAUAUGUAUUGUGAUUUUAUCUAGACUUUCCAUAGGAUUGGUGGUGUUCCCUUUAGGGUCGAAAAAUAUAGCAUUCUUAUAUAUUACACGGAUAUAUAUGUUAA
Molecule: messenger RNA, 1777 nt
Organism: Spodoptera litura
Lineage: Eukaryota; Metazoa; Arthropoda; Insecta; Lepidoptera; Noctuidae
Product: juvenile hormone esterase
Source: RefSeq, a predicted model, not a curated record